AACACGUAACCUUAGCCUAAUUGUUGUGAUAAACUUAUUAAAUAGAUUAAAAUGAGUCUUUGGCAACAUCGGAUUUUCAGGAUACUAGCCAGUAAACCAGCAAAUGUGUGUAAAAGAUGUCGUUUCUCCGCCAAACUAGAGCCAAUCGGAAUUUUUGAACCGGCUGAUGACACAAAACAGUAUGUAACUGGCCAGCUUUUUCUUCACAGAAUUUUCGGUUACCGUGGGAUCAUACUCAUUCCUUGGGAUGUCAAAGUUUAUGACCGUGAUGAGUUUGCAACCAGGUCUUACCAGACGAACAGCUCCAAUAGCAAUCGAGAUUCCUCGGACAACCACAGCAGAGCGGGCAAUGAUGAUGCAGGGCGAAUACGGGGAAAGAGAAAAGAAGAGAGUUCGGAGAGGGGGACUGAGAGUGCGGUAGAGCAGACGAUGAGCCAGGCUUCCACUCAGUCUAGACUGUUCUACUCGGUGCUAAUGGACGAAAGAGAUUGGAAACACGUGAAAUACCGCACACAGACCGAGGGAGUGACAUUUCUCCAUGAGACGGAGGAAAACUCGCCCUUCUUCACCAUACCUGGCCUGGACUAUGUCUCUCACGAUGACAUCAUGCCCUACUCAUCCCUCUCUCUCAAACCCAUACAACACAACCUCCUCGACAAAUUCAUAUCGUACGAGCCCACCACAGAGCCCCCGUUUGUGGCACGCCAUGCCUUGAAAGAGUGGACAUCGCGGAACAGGUUUUGGUUGGAGCCAACAGAUGUGUACAAAGAAACGACCAACGACAUCAGGGUGACUGUCAUCCCUUUUUACAUGGGUUGCAAGAUGAAGAACGACACUGGUGGCAACGGAGGUAGUCUGGCUCUCAACAACUACUCUGGCACUGUUCCUCAGUACUGGUGGCGCUACUGCAUCAGACUGGAGAACAUUGGCACCCAGAACGUGCAAUUGUGUGAGCGGAACUGGCGUAUCUUCUCCAUGAAUGGCAGUCUGGAAACUGUGCGCGCCAGAGGAGUCAACGGGGUGGAACCCUUAUUGAGUAUGGAUAUGCCGGCUUUCCAAUAUAGCAGUCAUGUCAGUCUUUACACGCCCUCGGGACACAUGUGGGGAACCUUCCGAAUCCGGACUAGAGCUGGAAAAGCAUUUGAUGUUAAAGUGCCUCCUUUCACACUGGAAAGCAAGACGGCGUCAAGAGAUAUUAGCGGUAGCACAGACGACGAGCCGGAAAAGUGAUCGAUUUGAAAUGACCUCUCAAACUGAUUUAAGAAGUGCUGUUAUUUGCACUCCGAACUAUUUAACAGUUGAUUCAAUUAUUGUGCUAGAUGUAAUAUCGUAGGGUAGUGAAACGAAAUUAAAAUUUUAAACAGCUUC
This is a messenger RNA of Symsagittifera roscoffensis, 1368 nucleotides long. RefSeq names its product polymerase delta-interacting protein 2-like. The record is from RefSeq and is a predicted model, not a curated record. The transcript has 10 exons. The coding region runs from base 52 to 1230 and encodes 392 amino acids. Gene Ontology annotation, cellular component: nucleus; mitochondrial nucleoid. Lineage: Eukaryota; Metazoa; Xenacoelomorpha; Acoela; Convolutidae. Gene Ontology annotation, biological process: error-free translesion synthesis. Gene Ontology annotation, molecular function: DNA binding.